This is a messenger RNA of Lolium perenne, 1974 nucleotides long. RefSeq names its product protein indeterminate-domain 7. Gene Ontology annotation, molecular function: DNA-binding transcription factor activity. The record is from RefSeq and is a predicted model, not a curated record. NCBI's taxonomy places the organism in Eukaryota, Viridiplantae, Streptophyta, Magnoliopsida, Poales, Poaceae. Gene Ontology annotation, cellular component: nucleus.
UCACAGGGAGUUUGGCAGAGACACACACGCACACACGAACACACUGAGCACUCACCUACUUCCUUUGCUCUACACAGAGUUGCAGGAGCAUCACUAGAAGCAAAAGGUAGCAGAAUUCUAGUCAGAGAAACUGGUCAAUCGUGUGGGCAGUUCUUCAGCCUACUGGUGAGUGUGUUCUGGCUCAUGCAAGGAUGCAAGCUUAGUUGCAUGGCGCCGUCCAUGGCGUGCGGUGCCGCAAGGGAGUGCACACACAGCUUCUCCUCUGUGAACAACACGGGAGAGGUGCUAGGGGAGGAAUUCGGCCGGCUGCCAUACCACGGCAAGCCGUUCGUUUCAAGUCCUCCGGAGAUUGGUGAAGACGACGGUGAUCUCCAGCACGUGAUUACUGGUGGAACCUCGCCGCCUGCCCUGCCGGCUGCCAAGAAGAAGAAGAGAAGCCUUCCAGGCACACCAGACCCAAGCGCGGAGGUGAUCGCGCUUUCGCCGACGACGCUGAUGGCGACGAACCGGUUCGUGUGCGAGAUCUGCCACAAGGGGUUCCAGCGCGACCAGAACCUGCAGCUGCACCGGCGCGGCCACAACCUGCCGUGGAAGCUCCGGCAGCGCGGCACCGGCGCCGAGGGCGCGCCGCCGCGGAAGCGCGCGUACGUGUGCCCGGAACCGUCGUGCGUGCACCACGACCCUCGUCGCGCACUGGGCGACCUCACGGGGAUCAAGAAGCACUUCUGCCGCAAGCACGGCGAGAAGAAGUGGAAGUGCGACCGCUGCGCCAAGCGCUAUGCCGUCCACUCGGACUGGAAGGCACACUCCAAGGUCUGCGGCACCCGCGAGUACAAGUGCGACUGUGGCACCCUCUUCUCCAGGAGAGACAGCUUCGUGACGCACCGGGCGUUCUGCGACGCGCUGGCGCAGGAGAACAAUAAGCUGCCGCAGCCCGCCAUGAGCAUGGCCACGGUGGCCUCGGCGCUCCAGGGUCAGCAGCAAACUCACCACCACCUCAUGCUGUUGCCGUCGAGCCACAACGACGACGUGGACAUGGACGUCGACGCCGUAGCUGACGAGACCUCCGGCUUCGUCGGGGACAUCAAGAGCCCGCAUCUCAAGAUGUUCUCCGAUGACACCGCCGCCGCCGACGACAAUCCGCUCGGCUGCAUGCUGUCCAGCCUCGGCGCCUCUCCUUCCGGUUUCAGCGGAACCAAGUUCAGCCCACUGGGGCUAGGCGGAUCGACUGAUGCCGCCAUGGGGUUUUCGCCGGUCGGCCCAGCCAGCAUGUCUGCCACGGCGCUCCUGCAGAAGGCGGCCCAAAUGGGCGCGACCACAAGUAGCGGGUAUGGGCCGUAUGCCGCUAGCUUCACCCACACAGGCUUUGGAUCCACAAUGGUUGGGCUUGACCGCCCUAUUAUUUCAGGCCCAUUUGGGCCGAUGAGAGCAUAUGAUGGACUGCCACAAGAUGGGGCACAACUGGUUGGGUUCGAUGUAGGUGGGCUGAUGCCAGGCCAGCUAUACAACGAAGGAGCCCAUAGCACCCACACGACAACGACCGCUAGUUCAGUGAUGAGCGGUGGGAGUAAGACAGAGGAGCAACGACGAGUUGACGACAUGCAUGUCGUGGAUUACAUGGGCGUUGAGCAUCAUAGGACCUUCGGUGGUGCCAACCCGUUUGCGGAUCACAUGGGCCCGUGGACCUAGGUCUUUCGGGUAAUAUCAUGGGGGACAUGAUCACAAUCUUCUGCUUCAGCAUUUCGACUAUGAAGCAAUGGUUACAUCAUUGUGAGAGGUGUGUUCGUGUGUUUAACGGUAUAAGAUUCUCACAUAUCUGGUGGGUGGCUCGUGAUAUAUCCAACACCCUCGAGGUAUUAAAUUUAUGCAGGCAUGUUCUUGUGUGUAUUCUUUAUUGGGUACAUGGAAGAACAUCGAGACCAAGCUAGAGACGAUGACUUCAAAUUGCUUUCAUAAAACUUCGGAGUUUGUUGA